CUUCCGGGUGGCAGCUUAUACUCUCGGACCUUACAACAUCCAGAGAGUGAGGUUAGAGCAAUCUGAGUGCCAAAUAGAGUUUCCGAAUCUCUGUACUUCCGGUCUCUUCAAAAAUGUGAAAAGCCUCUAACAGUACCUGGCAUCAGAAUCAUCUUUUGGCGUUUCUUACGCUGACUUUGUGCUAAGGGAAGUGUGCCCUGCUUGCCCGCAGCCCACUCUGGGUUUUAAAUCCGUCUGUCAUUGCCACUGAGAUCUGACAUUGAAUGAGGCAUUGAUAGAAGAUGAGGCUAAAGUUUUUGACUUGGGAUGUAAAAGAUACAUUGCUCCGCCUACGUCUCCCGGUUGGUCAGCAGUAUUAUAAUGAAGCCAAGUGUAUGGGCCUCCAGGUUGACCCAGCCUCUCUUGAGACUUCCUUCCGUCAGGCUUAUCAAAGUCAUUGUCGUUUGUUCCCCAACUAUGGGCUGACCCAAGGGAUGACGUCUCACCAGUGGUGGUUGGAUGUGGUGGCACAGACUUUUCGUCUCUCAGGCGUUGAAGAAGAAAAGUCUGUGCAAACCCUGGCAGAGAAGCUUUACCAAGAUUUCUGUACUGCGCGCAACUGGGAGGUCUUGCCAGGUGCCAGGGAGGCCUUGGAUGGCUGUAAGAACCUUGGUCUACGGAUGGCGGUCAUAUCCAAUUUUGACCGCAGGUUGGAAGAGGUUCUAAGACAUUGUGAACUUGAUAAACAUUUUGAAUUUGUAAUGACCUCUGAAAGCGCUGGUAUCUCAAAACCCAAUGUGAGGAUCUUCCACAAGGCUCUAAACCUGGCCAACGUGGCACCAAACCAAGCAGCACACAUAGGAGAUGAUUUUAUUAAUGAUUACAGCUCGGCCCGAAUGGCAGGAAUGUCCAGCUAUUUGAUCCAAAGAAAAAAAGAUACCGUGCUAGGAGAGCAAAGUGUGCCAAAAGAGUAUAUCAUCGAUUCACCUUUACAGCUGAUCCCAAGACUUCAAAGUCUUAUGAAAUAAUCUAAUCAUUGAUUACCACCAUUCACUUACUGCCAUAAUAUUGCGCCUUUUUCUACAGCACUUUGCACAAACGUUAUAGAAAUAUUAAUUGUAAAAAUGUAUAAAUAAAACGUUGUAAAUAA
Messenger RNA from Bombina bombina (fire-bellied toad), 1129 nucleotides. It is a transcript of the gene HDHD3, whose product is annotated as haloacid dehalogenase like hydrolase domain containing 3. The record is from RefSeq and is a predicted model, not a curated record. NCBI's taxonomy places the organism in Eukaryota, Metazoa, Chordata, Amphibia, Anura, Bombinatoridae. The transcript is spliced from 3 exons. The coding region runs from base 282 to 1007 and encodes 241 amino acids.